CAUGACUUUUCCCCCAGAGCUGCGCCUGAAAAUGCGACGUGCAUCAUCCUGCGAUAGUAAAUGUUAUGUGAGCCAGUGUGUGAGGCAUGCGAUGCUGUUGCUGUUGGCCGUGUGCAUUGAACAGUGAGAUUUAUCAUGCAACGCCUUGAGGUAUCUCACCGGUCAGCUGCAGGAUUGCAUGUCAAAAUUAGAUUUUUACAUAUUUUGUAAGUUAUGUUUGAUAUGCAUCUACACAAAGCUAAAUAUCUUAUGUGAAACAGCAGACGUGAUAUUGGUCGAUGCAUGUCUUACUAAUUUAAGCAUUUAAGGGCCAACUAGGUUUAUGAUUGAAAACUGUUACCAAGAGGGCUGCAGUGACAAGCCCCCCAAGUAACCGGGGGGACUGACCCCAUUCACGGGGAGCACGUGCGCUGUCUCAUUAUAUUACAGUAAAGAGACUCCUUGGACUGGAACGCAGAUGAGUGAAGUAAACAGUCAUCGAGUAUAAAUCUAAUGAAAUAAUGUUCAGCAAGACAAAACACCAAAUUAAUAUGUCGUUAAUGUUUUUUUUUUAAUUACCACUUUCAUAUUUGCAUAUCAAAAGGAGUUUCUCAUUCUUUCCGAGCACAAGGCCCGGCUAUUAAACGUUUCUCAUGUCGGCGCCCUGGGGGUGGCGGGGGAGCUAAUCCUCGUUUCAUCUGUAUGUUUCGCCAAUUUUCCCGGACGCCGAUCAGGUUCGCGUCUGUGCGGCGGCCCAUUGGCGUUUCCCUGCUGCAGUCCAUCUCCUAUCUGAACCCGCACUGGCCGAGAAGCCCGGAAUUAGACCUGCGUCUGCAGUCAAUACAAUAUCAUUGUUUCAAUGGCGUUGCGUUUUGCACAUGCAUCCUGGAAUACUGAUGCACCUAUUUAUGAGGAACUUUUAAAACGGUUGGGUGCAGUAUUCUCUGUGCUUUCAAUUCGGAACAAGUCAGAAGAAGCAUUUCUAUUUUAAUAUACGAGGUGCCGUUAUAAUUUGUUGUUUUCUUGUGCAAUUUUGAGGUCUAGCGAAGACUCUAAACCUAAUAAUGUGGAUGUUUUUGUGGGCUGUUCAGUACCCUGGGGAGUAUAUCCUGUUUGUCCUCUCCUGUCUGUCUCUGUGCCAGGAAGUCAUUCUCUUUCUUUCUCUCCUUCUCUUCAUAUCUUUUUCUCAUUCCUAGACCCCGUUCCCUGGGUAUUGUGUGUUGAUAUUUAUGAUUUUUAAAUAUUUUGUUUCCUGUUGGCGACGCGCGGCACCUAAACUUGCUGCGCGUUUGAUCCAGACAAAUAAUCUCUUGCGGUGGAGACUAAAUAAAAUGCACCUUGUUCUGUUCGACGUCGCGCGUACAGACGUUUUACAACCUUGUGCUUUACUUAACAUGUCACUUUGUGAUAUCACUGUAUGCUAUGCACACUGUGAUUUUUUUUUCUUAAUUUCCAGGGGUCGGCAUUCGCGUACCCCGUAUUCGAAAUGCAUUGUUUCGUUCCUUCCCAGUUGUUCUCGAAUGUGAAAAUGUCAAAGUCCCAGACUGUGUGUCGCCAGCCAGACUUGCGUCAUUAACUGGACCAGUCACUGCACACUCAGGAUCGAAAUGUAUCCAUCCGCAGUGAGCGGACGGGCCCCGCGGAGAUCGAUAUUCCCGGCGGUCUGGUUCCCGGGAGCCGAGGAAAGCGCUUCUGCUGCAGCCGGCAUGAGCGCGGCAGCGUUAUUUGGGCUUCUGGACCGAGUCGGGACCCCUGUAUCCAGCCCCCCAGCCCCCACCUGCAACAGUUUAUCUAGAAGUGAACAGAAUGCGGGGAAAUUGUAACAGGUAGCUGAGAGUGGCUUGCAAAACAUAUCAGAGUAAAGGAUAUCUGGCUAUUAUCUCUCAAGAUUGUUAUUUGUAAACAUUUUUUUCUUAUUGUAAGCUAUAGUUCACACUGUGAAAUACAAACAAAUCUUCGGAAAUGCCUAAAUUCCUGAUUAUUACCAAAUCAGUUUGAUUUAUUGGUAAUUUUACUUGUUUUGUAUUGAGAGUUUGGCAUAGUAUUCUAAUCAGAGUGAUAUUACAUAACAGACAAGGCGCUUGUCAAAUUACACGAGUGAAUGACUAUUGGCCCUUUAGUCCGGCGGGGUUAAAUCGUGACCCACCCCAAAACUGCCCUCAAGUUACCUGCCUUGCAUAUAUACGCCGUAAAACGGCUAAUUGUCGCGUAGGAAACUCUUUGUAUGGAACCGCUUUAGUUCUCAUGGACGGACAAUUAAAUUAUUUUUAUUAUUGACGCUGUAAAGUAUUUUUUUUUUGCUGGUGAAUAUAAACUCAUUGUCAUCGCCAGCGCAAGAUGAAUGUAUCGAACCCAAACUUACUCAGUGUUUGCUAUUUAUAGUUUUAUUAAACUACUGUAAACGGUGGGCAGAACAGGUGCGCUAGUCAGCUCUUUCAUUUCGCAAUAUAAGCACAUUUGAAUAAAAAGAGAUAAAUAAAAACACAACAAACACUAGAAUAGGUAUAACAGCGUGUUGAUGGGCAAGCGCUCCUUCCCGGCACGCAGAUCAUAUUAAUUAAGGGAGCGUCGCGUCUCAGCCUCCGCUGGACUAGAGCGCCGAGGUCCUGGGCGCGAUCCAGAGGCAGCGGAUGAAUUCCGCACGAAGGCGCUGAGGCUCCAGCCUGGCUGACGCCGGGGUUGUGCCGCUGCUCUGGCUGCUUUGCGAGCAGAGGCUCCACACCUCCAGACGCGGACAGCUAAGCGGAGGCGGCUGCGUCUGGUGAAGCACGCAAGAUUUUUCAGGAAUUCCAGUACAUCUUCAGUCACUUUUCAGUCACAGAUUCUCCGGAUUUCCAGGGAAGCGCCGCUCUCCUCUCAGUAGACACACAAACGCCAAGCCCCCCGCCGCCACCCCCCGGGACCAUCACCAUGCACUCCACCACCUCCAUCACCUCCCUGUUCUCCUUCACCAGCCCGGCGGUAAAGCGCCUGCUGGGCUGGAAGCAAGGCGACGAGGAGGAGAAAUGGGCCGAGAAGGCCGUGGACUCCCUGGUGAAGAAGCUGAAGAAGAAGAAGGGGGCCAUGGAGGAGCUGGAGCGCGCCCUCAGCUGCCCGGGGCAGCCCAGCAAGUGCGUGACCAUCCCCCGUUCGCUGGACGGCCGGCUGCAGGUCUCGCACCGCAAAGGCUUGCCGCAUGUCAUUUACUGCCGCGUGUGGCGCUGGCCCGACCUGCAGUCCCACCACGAGCUCAAGGCCCUCGACUGCUGCGAGUUCCCCUUCGGCUCCAAGCAGAAGGAAAUCUGCAUCAACCCCUACCACUACCGGCGCGUGGAGACGCCAGUACUGCCCCCUGUGUUGGUCCCGCGACACAGCGAGUUCAACCCCCAGCACAGCCUGCUGGCCAAGUUCCGCAGCGCCUCCCUCCACAGCGAGCCGCUCAUGCCACAGAACGCCACCUAUCCGGACUCCUUCCCGCCGCACCCUUGCGCCGCCUACUCAUCUUCCCCGGCCGGCUCCCUCACACAGUCUCCCAGCACGAUCAGCUACCCAAACUCGCCAGGGAGUGCGGCUGAGCCGGGGAGCCCUUACCAGGUGACAGCUGAAACACCACCACCACCCUACAGCAUGGCAGAUACGCCCGAGGACGUGAAGCCGAGUGACUCUUCCAACAAACUGGUCUUCUCUGCACCCCACAGAGACCUGCGGCCAGUAUGCUACGAGGAGCCCGAGUACUGGUGCUCGGUAGCGUACUACGAACUCAACAACCGCGUGGGGGAGACUUUCCAGGCCUCGUCGCGGAGCAUCCUGGUGGACGGCUUCACCGACCCCUCCAACAAUAAGAGUCGCUUCUGCCUCGGUCUGCUUUCCAACGUCAACCGCAACUCCACCAUUGAACACACACGCAGGCAUAUUGGCAAAGGUGUGCACCUGUACUACGUGGGAGGUGAGGUCUACGCCGAGUGCCUCAGCGACAGCAGCAUCUUCGUGCAGAGCCGCAACUGCAACUACCAGCACGGCUUCCAUGCCACCACCGUCUGCAAGAUCCCCAGCGGCUGCAGCCUCAAGAUCUUCAACAACCAGCUGUUUGCGCAGCUGCUCUCGCAGUCGGUCAACCACGGCUUCGAGGUGGUCUACGAACUCACCAAGAUGUGCACCAUCCGCAUGAGCUUCGUCAAGGGCUGGGGAGCCGAGUACCACCGGCAGGACGUCACCAGCACCCCCUGCUGGGUGGAGAUCCACCUGCACGGCCCUCUCCAAUGGCUGGACAAAGUUCUUACCCAAAUGGGUUCCCCACACAAUCCCAUCUCCUCUGUGUCUUAACAGUGAAGGUGUGAGCAGUGUGGGGGUCAGAGGUGACCGCAGGAGAAAACGAAGCGAAAGCCGCAGCACGGAUCCUCACGCGCUGCGAUUUCACAUCUUACAAGGGAAAAGGUCACAGUAACUCGUUGGAGAAAUGGUUGCACGACCCUUUUUGGGUCUGCUCAACCAUGUCAGAAACUUAGUGCUUUUCAGGAAGGUUUACUGCACAGACAUCAGGGAUGUCCUUGAACAGGUGACAUCAGGAAGGUCACCGUCAGAACGGUGGAAUUUACACCUAGGCGAUAAUAAGGACAAAUUCUUGGUCGUUUAAUUUCAUCCGCAGCUAACGCAUGCAACAUUUAGCCUAAGCACAUUAGUUAGUUUUUCUGGGAUACUUCACAUAAAGUGGCUUGCUUGGUUUGGUUGUUUUUUUUUAUAUAAACCUUUAUGUAGCUCUUUAGUCCUUUGCUCCCAGAUAUGUUGUAAAAUCUAUUAUUUUUCCAGUGUGUGUGAAUGUGUGUAAAACGCCCAGCUUCACAGCAAAUUGCAGACAGGGUCCCAAGACAUUUUCCCCGUCCUGCUAACGUAGAAAUGCGUUAGCAAAGAUGUCCCUGCAUCGCGUCGCCGCAUCCACAAACUGCUGUCCUUAGAAGAGUUUUAUCUCGGAGGCAGUGCGCUUUGCUUGAUCUGCUUUAUUACAUGGGCACCAACUCCAGACAUUAUGGCUGCUGGUCCUGUAAGAUGGCACUGAGGAGCUGGAGAAGCCAGCAGCUUUCUAAUGGACCGUGGAGGAACAUAAGGAGUUUCAGAAUGCUCGGGCCCUCGGAUCGUGCCAUUUUCCAUGGACAGGUCCGUUCACGGACAAUCGACAGUUUCACUUGAGAUUUGAGGUAUGUUACUGACUAGAAAAAUCCCUAAAAAAAUAAAUCACAGAACUGAGGAAUUUCUCACCCCCCAAACAUAGGACUACCCAUUCAUACUUCUACAGCAUGUCCUGUCCCUCACAUCACGCAAGAACAGUAUAAAAUAGAGAUCUGCUAGCGUUGUUUGUUCUGUUUGCUGUAGCUACUUGUGGUCUGUCUUACACUAAAGCAUUUUAAAGCAAA
Molecule: messenger RNA, 5366 nt
Organism: Brienomyrus brachyistius
Lineage: Eukaryota; Metazoa; Chordata; Actinopteri; Osteoglossiformes; Mormyridae
Gene: smad9
Product: SMAD family member 9
Exons: 7
Coding region: 2890-4281 (463 amino acids)
Biological process (GO): BMP signaling pathway; transforming growth factor beta receptor signaling pathway; regulation of transcription by RNA polymerase II
Cellular component (GO): heteromeric SMAD protein complex
Molecular function (GO): I-SMAD binding; DNA-binding transcription factor activity, RNA polymerase II-specific; RNA polymerase II cis-regulatory region sequence-specific DNA binding
Source: RefSeq, a predicted model, not a curated record